Medicago truncatula (barrel medic) is the source of this 1776-nucleotide messenger RNA. RefSeq names its product protein TRANSPARENT TESTA 16. The transcript is spliced from 10 exons. Gene Ontology annotation, cellular component: nucleus. The record is from RefSeq and is a predicted model, not a curated record. Gene Ontology annotation, molecular function: RNA polymerase II transcription regulatory region sequence-specific DNA binding; protein dimerization activity; DNA-binding transcription factor activity. Gene Ontology annotation, biological process: positive regulation of transcription by RNA polymerase II. Bases 827 to 1525 code for a protein of 232 amino acids. Lineage: Eukaryota; Viridiplantae; Streptophyta; Magnoliopsida; Fabales; Fabaceae.
CCACUUUUCCUCUCAUUUUUGUUCCUUCCCUUCUCUGUCCAUCAGAAGCAUUCUCUACUCUCUCUCUCUCUCGUGUCCCUCCCUCACUCAAAAAUAAAUAAAUCACCCAAUCCCAUCUAAAUCCAAAACCAAAUCAACAUGCAAGCUCACUACCUUUCUCCUUAUGUGUGAAUCAAACAUUCAAUCUUUUAAGUACUCUAUAAUCUUUUAAGGAUUAUAAGCUGUUUUGGUUGUAGUUUUUUUUUGGAUUGCUGCAUGUAUGGUAGAGGUAAUGGGUGAGCAUGUUGACUGUACAUUUUUGGAUUGUUGGACAUAAGCUUGAAGAUAAGGACUAGAGUGGUAUAAGCUAGAAGAUGAAUUACUAAGCUGUUUGGUCAGCGAUGAACUCUGAAAGUCCGUUUGAAGUUGAGCAUUUCUGCUGGAAAAAUGCUUACGGGUUUUGAUGUAGAUUUUGCGGAAUAAGCUAUACUGUGAGUUUUAGUUGAUGGAAUGGCUCCAGAACUGAACCUAUAUACUUGGUAAGAGUUUGGAUUGAUGGUUGGACUGAAUUUGGAGCUUGCGGGAAGCUUGAUAUUGGGAUUAGCGAAUCAUAAUCGUUUAUCGGCUAAAAUUGAGAUAAAUCAACAUGGGGUGUUAUACAACCGGUCAAGAAAAAUUGUCAUCAUGCACUUCCAAGUUCCUCCACUGCCGCAUAUGGAAACAUCUCUCGACAUGUACAGGUAGCAGCUGAUGCCAAACAAAUUGAGCAAUAGAGACCCCCUAUUUUAACCUAAUGAAAUAGAUCCACUGAAAAAAGGUCUAGCUAGCUAGGGUUGUAUUUUGAGAGAUGGGGCGUGGAAAGAUUGAGAUUAAGAAGAUUCAAAACAAAACCACAAGGCAAGUGACAUUUUCCAAAAGAAGAACUGGAUUGUUGAAGAAGACUCAUGAGCUAUCAGUGUUAUGUGAAGCUCAGAUUGGACUAAUAAUUUUCUCGAGCACUGGAAAACUCUCCCAAUAUUGCUCUGAUUCCACAAGGAUGGACCAAAUCAUUGAAAGGUACGAGAGAAGUACAGGUAAACGCAUUAUGGCUGAACAUGAUGAUCAUCAGAUUCAUCCCAGGGAAUUAGAAAUGUUCCAUGACAUGGCAAUGCUGAGGCAGGAAAGUCUUCGUCUUGAAUUGGGAAUUCAACGCUAUCUUGGAGAUGACAUGAAAGAUUUACAGUUUGAUGACUUGAGUAAAAUUGAACAUGAAUUAGAGAUCUCUCUUGCAAAAGUUCGAAACCGUCAGAAUGAGCUCAUGCAACAACAAAUGGAGAAUCUCCAAAGGAAGGAAAGAAUCUUGCAAGAUGAAAACAUGAAUUUAUCCAACUGGGAGCAUAAGGCAGUGAUGGAAAACAAGGCUGUGAUGGAUCAGUUUGCAUUUUUUGAGGACCAACCACUUAGCAGGAUCCUUCAACUUGCUGCACCUGUUAAUCCCUAUCUUCAGCUUGGUCAGCCAGUUUUUCAAGAUUAUAAUCUCAAGACUAGGGACCUCGAUCACCCUUAAAUAUCAAUUAGUUAAUGAGUAACAUGGAAUUAUGGAAAUAUCGAUCAUGUCGUACCAUAUAUCCUGCAGCUUGAUUCUGGACAUUUUAUAAUAAUUUACUUUUCAUUUUAAGUGUCAUGGAGAUGUAAGUACUUAUGUUUGUGUAUGUUUAUGACUUGAAGAGGGAGUAUUAAUUAGGUAUAUGUAGUAGAUACCUAUAUAUUCACUGGUAAUUUUAAUUGAUUUGCAAAAAAUUUAAUUUUAAAACAGCA